Molecule: messenger RNA, 996 nt
Organism: Canariomyces notabilis
Lineage: Eukaryota; Fungi; Ascomycota; Sordariomycetes; Sordariales; Chaetomiaceae
Exons: 3
Coding region: 135-728 (197 amino acids)
Source: RefSeq, a predicted model, not a curated record
UCAAAUUUCGCAAGGAAUUGCAGGUUCAGUCGCGUUUUUGAACUGACAUGCAGCCUCAUACAAUCAGAAACCUUGGAGGAAAACCAAGAUCGGCGUGACUUGUUACCUCAUUUUACGAGGAGGCGGCAAGGAGGAUGGGUUGCGGUUCAGUAGCCCAGCGGCUCCUGUCGCUGCUCUCAUUUCAUGUUGCAACCGCGCACUCCAUCGCAGCCUGGAGCGAGGCGAUGCUGGUGACGGAGCCGCCCAGGCCCCAAACAACCCUGUUUCCGUAUGUUGAAGUCGCUAGGAGGGUGGAUUCGAGUUUCAUCGGGCCUGUCGACCGAGCAGACUUUAUUGGCUACAAGCUGAUGGCUGACGGAAGCUUCUCGGCAGAGUUCUGCUAUACCCAGGGUGACACUGUCACGACAAUCAACACCGUCAUCGAUUGCUGCCCACCGGGAAAAAGCUGUUACGCCGGGAUAGGCUGUAGCGCAUCGUAUCUGAUCAACUCGAUACUCACAUCCCCGGCUACAGACAAGACUACAAAAUCAGACUGCGCAGCGUUUGCAGUGCCAGGAACCACCUGCGAAACUCGCUUAGUGCACGAGGACCUACAGGUUGCAGAGGCGUCCACCACUCAGUAUGGAACCCGCUAUGUAUGGAUUGGUUGCGGGAACCAGCCGGUCCCAGGGUUGGGCACUAGGGAUCGCUACUACCGAACUUUGACGGCUGGGGCCGAAGGUAUGUAAUACUACUACCCAACACCGUGACGCCGGGAAGACUUUCAUUCCCUCGCUGACGACAUGGUUGCGGGUGCUAUGUUGCAGUCAACCUCACUCUACCUACGUGGUCCGUUGGUGAAACACGAACAACGACCUCUUUCCUUGGUGCCCCUUCUGAAAUCUCUUCAUCCACAUCUCCUGGGGCUUCAGCCACGGCCAAAACGGACCCCACAAGCGGCUCCGUCUCUACGGGGAACCCUUCUCAAUCCGGCGCUUCUACGUCGCUUGGGGCUGC